UCUCAUCAUGUCAACAAGACGUCACCUAACAUCCAUGUCACCCAGGAAGACUCUUAUACCAGUUGUUGGAGGAUAGAAGGGGAGUCGCAAGCCAAUUAACUAAGGAAAUAAAACACUAAGAAAAACAGACACCACGUCUUGCAUUCACAACCCUUCUAAUUUUUCCAUGGCUAUUUAUAUAUUUUUACAAUAACAAUUUCAAUUUCCCUAUAUAAGACUUGGUGUUAUUUCUUUUCAUAGCAAUGCUACACAACUGAAAAUCUUUAUGAUGCUUUGCCUUUGCUCCACGCUCCCACCUCAAAUACCCAAACCCACACACCUCGACCACGCCACUUCACAAAAUCAUCAUCUCAAACAAGCCCGCGCCCUCCUCAUCAAAACCAACGCCCCUCUCUCCCACGUCGACCUCGCCCAUGUCCCCGCAAUUGUUCCCUGGAACUCAUGCCUCAAAUUCUUCGCCGAACGCGGCGCGCCAUGCGACACAAUCUCCCUCUUCCUCCGCUUGCGCCAGCUGAGCAUCCUCCCAGACCAUUUCACCUGCUCUUUCCUCCUCAAGGCCUGCACCAUCUCAUCUGACAUUGUCACCGGAAGAAUCAUCCAUGCGUACGUCCAGAAGCUCGGGUUUCAGUCCAACUUGAUCUUGCAGAACAUGCUUCUUCACUUGUAUGCGUCCUGUGGGGAAACAAGCCACGCCCGCCUCAUGUUUGAUAAAAUGCCGCAACAGGAUGUUGCCACUUGGAACAUAAUGAUCGGCCAUUUGAUUAGCGCGGGUGACGUGGGCGCUGCCCGUGACUUGUUUGAUUCCAUGCCUCGAAGGAACGUGAGGUCGUGGACUUCGGUCAUUUCUGGGCUUGCCAAGUGUGGGAUGUCUGAGGAAGCUCUAAGGGUGUUCUCGGAGAUGGAAAGAGAAGGUUCGAGGCCUAAUGAGGUGACCGUGGUGGCUGUUCUCGUGGCUUGUGCUCAGUUGGGGGACUUGGAGUUUGGCAAGAGCAUUCAUCGCUUCGCUGAAGGAAAUGGGUUUCUGCGGAAUGUUUAUGUUUGCAAUGCUUUGAUUGAUAUGUAUGUCAAGUGCGGGUGCUUGGAGGAAGGUUGUAGAGUUUUCGAUGGCAUGCGGGAACGAACGGUGGUGUCGUGGUCGAGCAUGAUUGUGGGGUUUGCGAUGCACGGGGAAGGAGAGAAGGGUUUGGAGCUAUACGAAGAGAUGAUUAGGUCGGGGAUGAAGCCGAAUCACGUGACUUUCAUUGGGGUCCUUCAUGCUUGCAGUCACGUGGGAUUGGUUGACAAGGGUCGUGAGUUUUUCACCAUCAUGAGGAGGGACUAUGGGAUAGUGCCCGGAGUUGAGCAUUAUGGUUGUUUGGUUGAUCUGUUGAGUCGUGCAGGGCGGUUGGAAGAGGCUCGUGAGGUUAUUGCGAACAUGUCAGUGCCACCUAAUGGGGUUGUUUGGGGGGCUUUGCUUGGUGGGUGCAGGCUUCAUAAGAACAUUAAGCUUGCAGAGGAAGCUAUGAGACAUCUUUCUGAAUUGGAUCCGUUAAAUGAUGGAUACUAUGUGGUUAUGUCGAAUGUUUAUGCGGAGGCGGGAAAGUGGGAAGAAGUGUCAAGAAUCAGAAGGUCGAUGAAAAGUAGAGGGGUGAAGAAAACACAGGGAUGCAGUUCGAUCACAAUAGAUGGAGUGGUUCAUGAGUUUGUAGCUGGGGACGAGACUCAUCCUCAAGCUAAGGGGAUAUUUGAGAUGUGGGAAAAGUUACUUGUGAAGAUGAAGAUGAAAGGAUAUAUACCGGAUACUUCAGUUGUACUUCUUGAUAUGGAAGAUGAGCAGAAGGAGAUUUUCCUUUAUCGUCACAGUGAAAAAUUAGCACUUGUAUAUGGGUUGAUCAACACCAAACCUGGAAUGCCAAUCAGGAUAAUGAAGAAUCUCCGCGUGUGUGAGGAUUGUCAUACUGCUUUUAAAUUAGUGUCUGAAAUUGAAAACAGAGAAAUUGUGGUGCGUGAUAGGAAUCGAUUUCAUUGUUUUAAAAACGGAGCUUGUACUUGCAAGGAUUAUUGGUAGUUCAGCAAAA
Lotus japonicus is the source of this 2057-nucleotide messenger RNA. Its product is annotated as pentatricopeptide repeat-containing protein At2g29760, chloroplastic-like. Gene Ontology annotation, biological process: RNA modification. Gene Ontology annotation, molecular function: protein binding; zinc ion binding; RNA binding. The record is from RefSeq and is a predicted model, not a curated record. The transcript is spliced from 2 exons. Bases 266 to 2047 code for a protein of 593 amino acids. Lineage: Eukaryota; Viridiplantae; Streptophyta; Magnoliopsida; Fabales; Fabaceae.